This is a messenger RNA of Colossoma macropomum (tambaqui), 2887 nucleotides long. It is a transcript of the gene angptl3, whose product is annotated as angiopoietin-like 3. Gene Ontology annotation, biological process: cholesterol homeostasis; triglyceride homeostasis; phospholipid homeostasis. The record is from RefSeq and is a predicted model, not a curated record. The transcript has 7 exons. Lineage: Eukaryota; Metazoa; Chordata; Actinopteri; Characiformes; Serrasalmidae.
AGAGAAAGAAAGAAAGAGAGAAGGAGUAAGAGAUGGAAAGGGGGGAGAGUUAAAUAUAGCAGUAAGAGAGAAAGAAAGUGGAAAGAAAGAGUGAAAGAGUAAAAAGAUCAAAGAAAGAGAAUGAGAGAGAGAAGAGAGCGUCCAAUUACAUUCAUUACCAGUCGUGUGCCAAGUUUUUUUUUUUGUUGUUGUUGUUUUUUGUAAAAGUCCUCGGCCUAGCAUACACAGUACAUUUCCUAAACUCCUAUCUGGCAGGGCAGCUGCAGAGUCGUGAACACUGAGAAUCCUCACACCCUCAGACCCUCAUAGUGGCACCAGAGAGUAAUGUGACGCUGAUUCAGCAAGCCAUUAAAUCAAACCGAGGGGCAUAAAUUGCGUACUUUUAUUAUUAAUUCCCACUUCAGUACCAAGUCCCAUCAGUCGAAUGUGGCUGUGGCGAUGAUGAGAUCGAUCGGGGCCGAUGAUUCAUUAGCGCUCUGGUGGCACUGUUCGUUCCUGCUUAUCAGCUGCAGCAGAGCCACGGGGAAGGCGGGCUGGGUUAUGGAUGUGCAGCGGGAGGUUACGGUGGGCUGUAUGGGGGGUGGAUGUGCAUGCUGCUGUAAUAUGUUUGCUCUGAUGGAGCCUCCCCAAGAGACCAUUUUUUUUUUCUUUUGGCGAGUGGAGGUUAGCAAGCAUAACCAGUUUAAUGAUCGACGAAUUCCCCCUCCCCUCCGUGUGCAGAGGUAUAUAUACACUGAAGGCAGACUAGUUCCCUUGCUGUUGUUCUCACAACAGUGAGAGAGAGGGAGCUAAGGAAACAAGAGCAAGAGAUCGAAUAAGAUAAGAUUAGUACAAAUAGCUGCAGCCCUCUAAAAUCAAAAUGAAGGUUGCUAGCUUGAUCUUCUUUGGCAGCUUGUGUGCCAUCAAUGCGGCCCCUCAAACAGUCACAGAGGUGCCCGUUCAUAACACUCCGCAACCGACGGAAGCCCGGUCCCGCUUUGCGAUGCUGGAUGACGUGCGCCUGCUGGCUAACGGUCUCCUCCAGCUGGGGCAGAGCUUGCGAGAGUUCGUACACAAGACCAAAGGGCAAAUCAACGACAUCUUCCAGAAGCUGAACAUUUUUGACCGCUCGUUCUACCAGCUCUCGGUCGUCACCAGCGAGAUCAAAGAGGAGGAAGAGAAGCUGAAGGAAACCACCACCUUCUUGAAGGCCAACAAUGAAGAGAUCCGCAAUUUGUCACUCGAGAUCAACUCCAAGAUCAACAGCAUUCUGCUGGAGCGCAGUCACCUGCAGAGCAAAGUGGGCAGUCUGGAGGAGAAGCUGAAGGGCCUGUCUCAGAGCAUCGUGCCUCUAGAGCAGCUUCAAGAGAUCACCGCACUGAAGGAUGUGAUUGACUCUCAGGAGAAGACCAUCAAAGACCUGCUGAUGUCAGUGCGAGAGCAGCACGAGCAGCUCAACUCUCAGAAAAUCAAAAUCAAGAGCUUGGAGGAAAAGCUUAACUACGAACCUAUCCAAGAAACAGGUGAAAAAUCUCCAGAACCAACUCCAGAGGCACCAGAACUUUUAGAGUACCUAACAAGCAACUCAACCGCUAUGGACACAAAUGACUUUCCCACAGACUGCAGUGAAGUGUUCAACAGAGGCCAGAGAAACAGUGGAGUUUACCCAAUCAAGCCCAAUCAAUCAGAGCCAUUCAACGUGUACUGCGAUAUCAGCUCAGAUGGGGCAGCUACUGUCAUUCAGCGCAGAGCGGACGGUUCUGUAGAUUUUGAUCAGAACUGGGACAAAUAUGAACUUGGAUUUGGAAAUUUGGAAAUGGAGUUUUGGCUGGGCUUGGCAAAAAUCUACUCUAUUGCCAGACAGGGCGAUUAUAUUCUAAACAUUCAGCUAGAGGACUGGAAAGAGGAGAAAAGAUUCAUUGAGUAUUUGUUCAAUCUGGAUGGUCCCGCAUCUCACUACACUAUCCAUCUGACUCAUCUGUCUGGAAACCUGCCGGAUGCCAUGAGCAACCACACCGGCAUGAUGUUUUCCACCAAGGACAAGGACAACGACAAUCAUGAGGAUUCCAAUUGUGCCCGGAACUACACAGGUGGUUGGUGGUUUAACGCAUGUGGCGACACCAAUCUAAAUGGGCGGUAUACCUGGACGCGCUCAAGGAGUCGUUCUCUGCGCAGGAAAGGGAUCUACUGGAGACCUGGCAGGGGGAGCACUUAUACCCUCAAAUUUACAAAAAUCUCCAUUAGGCCAUCGUCCUAGUUUCAAUGAUCGCUGAACCUGGUUGAUUGUGCAACUCUUGAUCAAUGAGAAAGGUCACACAGGCAGUGGUGACUCUGGCCAACAGAAGUUUCCCCAUUCUCCUACACUCAGUCCAAAAGUGCUGACGCUUCAUCAAAGAAUGAUGCAACUACAACAGGCCAUCAACCAGUGGCAGAUAUAAAGGAGAUGUUGCAUGUGCUCAUCCUUUCUGAAUGAUUUAGAACAUUGUUAAUAGAGAUUUCAGGCAUAGCUGAAUGCACUUCUGGAGUAAUAAUAGUGACCUGCUGCAUGAUAUUAGGAAUUGUGAUACACUUUGAAACCACUCAUAUAAUAGUACAUUAAGUAACCAUAGAAAGAAAGUUGGUGGAUAGCAAUGCAUAUGUGUGUAAUAGUUUUCAGUGUCUUGUUUUUAUAUUGCAGUUUAACUUAAUACCGUAUUUAAGCAGUGUUCAUAUUUGCGCUACAUUAGUCAAGAACUGUGGUAUGAUAGUAGUAACUGUUUGCUCUGUUAUGUUACUGAGUCAUAUUGACUCCUGGCUACACACUGUACAAACCCAACUGUACAGUAUUUUGUUUACAGAUUUGUCCUCAGAAAUAGUCUUGGUACAUCAUUUUUAUAACAAAAAUAAAGUGAAACACUCAACAACCAUA